AUGCUGGCGCGGCGCUUCGCCACGCUCUCCGACACGUUCGCAAACACGCCGAUGACGGUCGCCAUCAUCAGCAGCGUCAGCGACAUCGCCACCAGCAUCUCGACCAGAGUAAAGCCGUCACCCCCGCGGCGACGAAACUGGCGGCAACGGUUCGGUGCUGGCACGAAACUCCAAUGCGGCCGACUGCCGCGGGGCCGCACAGCCAAGGACCCAACAGCCAGGGGCCCCCGCUUGCGACGCAACGCCGCUUGCGGCUUGCUGUGUCUGUUGCUGGUAGACGCGGCGUCUGCUCAGCCGCCCGAUAAGCCCUCGGCCGAGGCGGCCCGGGCGUACGCGAGUGCGGCGGCCUUGCAGGACCGCGGGCUGCACGACCUGGCGGCCAAGGAGUGGCAGACGCUGCUCAAGACCUUCCCGCAGGACGCUUUGGCCCCGCGGGCGGAGUACAACCUGGGGGUCUGCCGCUUCCAGCAGGGCGACUUCGCCAACGCGGCAGAAACGUUUCAGCAGGCCGCCCGACACGCGCAGGACGACUCGGUCGCGGAGGCGUCUUGGUCCAAUCUCGGGCUUGCCCGCUUUAACGAGGCCGCGUCCCAAGCCGACGCGCGGCCCCAGCAGGCAGCUGCGGCCUACAAGUCGGCGAUUGCGGCCUUCGAUCAGUUGAUCGCCAAGUUCCCCAACAGCACCCAGGCCGGCGGGGCGCAGUUCUACCGCGGUGAAUCGCUGACCGCCCUCGGCAGGUUUGACGAAGCGGCCGCCAGCUACCGCAACGCGCUGGCCGACGCCACGGCUUCGCCGCUGCACACCGCGGCCCGACUCGGGCUGGCCUCCGCCGAACUGGAACUCGGCCAACCCGAGCAGGCCGAGGCGACGCUCAACACGCUGAUCGCCGGCGGCGCGGUGGGCCAAUCCGGUGGCGAGGCCCACACCCUCCGCGGCGAGGCCCGUUUGGCGGCCGGCCAGCCGGCCUCCGCGGCGGAAGACUUUGCCCAGGCCGCGUCCGUCGAGGGCUACGCCGCCGCCGACCACGCUCAAGAGCGGCGGGCCUUCGCGCUCUACUCGGCCGGCGACCACGCGGCGGCCGCUGACGCCUACCAAGAGCUGGCGAGGCGGUUCCCGGAGUCGCCGCUGACCCGCGGCGCGACGCUCGCCGCGGGCAAGUGCCUGCUGCUCGCCGGCAAGCACGAUGACGCCGCGUUCCUGCUAGCCGCCGAGUGGCGGGCCGACCCAACCGCCGCCAACGCCGAGUCGGCUCAUUGA
Molecule: messenger RNA, 1257 nt
Organism: Ostreobium quekettii
Lineage: Eukaryota; Viridiplantae; Chlorophyta; Ulvophyceae; Bryopsidales; Ostreobiaceae
Source: the annotation of a GenBank genome assembly